Molecule: messenger RNA, 6688 nt
Organism: Trichosurus vulpecula (common brushtail)
Lineage: Eukaryota; Metazoa; Chordata; Mammalia; Diprotodontia; Phalangeridae
Gene: RAB43
Product: RAB43, member RAS oncogene family
Biological process (GO): protein secretion; regulation of exocytosis
Molecular function (GO): GTPase activity; GTP binding
Source: RefSeq, a predicted model, not a curated record
AUGCCGUGGGCCGGGUUGCGAAGGGGGUGGUUGAGGGGCCGGACUGGAGACGGGGCGGGCAGGAGGCGGUGCGCUGGGGCCGGGCUGGACUUGGGGCCGAGCCUGGCAGCGGGGAGGCAGUUCCGUGGUGUCUGUUCCGCAGGUGCAGCAGCGCAGCCUGAGCAGCGACGGCUCCACGUCGUUCGGAGGAGGAGCAGAAAGAGAGAAAGCAGCGGAAAGGACCGGCAGUGCGCUGUCUUUGCGCGGAGACCGUGGCCUUCCUGCCCUGAUCUCCACCGCCCGCCUGCACUGCCCUCCUGUCCCCGCGGGGCCGGGGCCAUGUCGGGGCCGGGGCCGGGCCCGGGGGAGCCGGACGAGCAGUACGAUUUCCUGUUCAAGCUGGUGCUGGUAGGGGAUGCGAGCGUGGGCAAGACGUGCGUGGUGCAGCGCUUCAAGACGGGCAGUUUCUCGGAGCGCCAGGGCAGCACCAUCGGUGUGGAUUUCACCAUGAAGACGCUGGAGAUUCAGGGAAAGCGGGUCAAGCUGCAGAUCUGGGACACCGCUGGCCAGGAGCGUUUCCGUACCAUCACCCAGAGCUAUUACCGGAGCGCCAAUGGAGCCAUCCUUGCCUAUGACAUCACCAAAAGGAGUUCAUUCCUUUCUGUGCCUCACUGGAUUGAGGAUGUCAGAAAGUAUGCAGGCGCCAACAUAGUCCAGCUGCUGAUUGGAAACAAGUCAGACCUAAGUGACCUUCGAGAGGUUGAGCUGACUGAAGCCCAGCUCCUGGCCGAGCGUUACGAGAUCCUCUGUGCCAUUGAGACGUCUGCCAAGGACUCCAGCAACGUGGAGGAAGCCUUUGUGAAGGUGGCCACUGAGCUCAUGAUGAGGCACGGUGGGCCCGUCUUCAGCGAGAAGAACACGGACAACAUCAAACUUGACAGCAAGGAUGUGGCAGAAAGCUGGGGCUGUGGGUGCUGAUGGCAGUGGGCGAUGGCAGAGGGCAGGCCAGGAGGCAGCACUGAUGCGAAUGGAGUGAUAGACAGUGCUAAUACUGUAGUUUUCUUUGACCUAAUGCUAAGUAGUAGUAUUAUUGCAAUAACUUCUGUCCCAAAAUGGGGGACCAAUGAUUCUGUAGCGGCCAGAGCAGUUAUGAUUGUGCUUUGCUGCUUUUUUUUUCCUUUUAAAAGGGACAUAGUUAAAGCAAUCGGGUCUAUUGGUAUGGCCAUAAUGCAUAAGAGCAAAGUUUCCCUGAAGGAAGGAUUAGGGGGCAGGGUUUAGCUUAGCCUCUGAAGUCUCUUCUGGCUCCUUUGCUAUAAGGAUGACCUGUAGGCUUACUGAUUAGUUGACUUUGGUCUAGGUGCAGAAAGGAGGAAGGGAGGCCAGAGCAUUCUCCCCCUCUACCCAGCAUCCUUUGCCUGUGUCCCUUUAAAUCUCACAUUUUGGGAGUCAUCUAAGCUCCCAAAGUUAGUUGGUGCAACAAGUGGAGAGAAUUGUCUUCAGCUCUGAAAGGGAGAUGAUACCCAUUGAGAUCUCUGAGGUACCACUCCCACCUUCCUCUGUUUCCACCCAUUCGCCCCUGCAAAUCCUGAUUUCUAUCAUGGUUAUUUUGAUCAUUCAGACUAUAAUGAGGCCAAGAGCUUUUUUUAAGUCAGCUACCCAGUGGCCCACCUGGGUGAAGUGGAGUUUGAAUAGGGUUUAGGUCCUUUUUUCCCCCCCUUUGGUUUCAUACUGUUUUGAUUGCUUAGUUGUUUCCAAGUGAUUGGUCACUUCACAGUUUUCUUUUCUUGGCCCAAGGUGCAAUCUGCCCUUUGCAGGGCCAGCCCUUCUGUAAACAGAAUCGGAUGAGCAGGGUGUGGUGAGUGCCAUCUUGGCACCCAUCAGCUCAGCCCAGCCUUCCCUCUCCUCUGAGGACCCAAAGUGAGAGGGUGGGAAGAGUCCAGACUCAGACUUGUUCUAACUUAAAAAGCUUUGCUCUUUUUUCUAGUUCUAAAAACCCCUUUCCCUCCUACCCCGGGGUUUUUCUGAGGAGCAGGUAUGGAGUGUAAGGAGGCAAGGCUCAGACAAGGGCAAGGAAGGAGGAAUUCAAUUGCAAUUCCCCCAGACCAGCUAUGAUCUUGUGUUCUCUUUCUCAGAGGAAACUAGCUCCUGAAAAGGUUUAUAUUUUUAGAAGAAAUGUAAACCUGUCAAUUAAAUAGAAAGUGAAACUACCCCAGAAGCACAGAGGGAUGUAAGGCCCUUCCAAUCUGCUUUUUACUCAUGGUUAGGGGAGGAAAAGACUCAUUAUCUUGAGGCCUAGGGAUUCAGACUAGAGAACACUUGCAAAUUUGCAUUGGGAGCAGUCCCUUACACCUCAUCACUGAGUCGGUGGCACACAGGAAAGAGAUAGGGUGAAUGAUGGCACCAAACCAUACCAGCUACCUGUUAGCAGAACAGUGGGCCUUGGGCCUCCCUGAUUUCUAACAAAGUAGGGCCAGAAAUUCCCCUUUGCUCCUUCACUGCCACUCUUCAGGAAAUGGGAGGCCCUACUAAAAGGUUAGCUUUUUCUUUUCUCCAGACUCAAAUCUGCUAAGACAAUAAAAAGUUAGCUCAUCCUAUCUCCAAGUGAAAAAUGAUUUUAAAAACCCCACCCUCCUUGCGAAAUUUAUUCCCACUCUUCUGGGCACUGUAGGUCUCUUAAAAAUAGCUUUGUGAAUCCCUGAGAAGAGUAGCAUUGAAGCUGCCUUUGGGCCUCCUCACAAGCCUACUGGUGUCACCGAAAGCUGCACAGAAAUGGCCAACCCAUCAGGAGUUUUCACAUACACAGAAUUUUCUCCUUGGCCUUUAUCAGCCAAGUUCUAUACCCCUAGUCCUCUGCCCUCAUGUUUGUCCCUCUCUGGGAUGCCAACCUUGGCCUGCCCAUCACUGGCUCUCUCUUCUUCCCAGGUAUCUGAUGUUGCCCUCAUUGCUACUAGGUACUGAGCCUCCUCUAACUUUGAAACCUAGCUUCCCUGCCUCUGAUUCCUUCAGCACCCUACUUAGAGGGACAGUUUUUAAUUUUUAGUCUGUGAGGUUAAUGGAAAAUAAGAGAAGGCUGUAUCUGCUGUAUCUCCAGGCCUUAGCUCUUGGGUACCUAGUGAAUCUGGGCACAUUCUCAGGGGCCUUCUAGAGUCAGAGUGCCCUGUUUUUGUUACCUCUGUGUAGUAUUUUGAGGGGCAAAAAACUUACCACUAACUGUCUUCCCACUCUAAUAAUAUAGGCUGCUUUGUGUCCUCAGACCCUUUCUUUGGAUUUCAGGAUUAGAAUUCUCAUUAAUUCAUCCCUGAAGGAGCUAGGCUCUGUGGCAUGCUCCUGCCCUCCCUUCUAGGCUAGACCCUGGGGGUGGGUAGAAUCAAGCCAGGCUGACUGCCAAUAUUACUGAGAAAUGAUAGCAGGUUGGAAGAAUGAGCAGCUGCUAGCCUUCAGAAGGGGAAUUCUGCCAUGCUGAGGUCUGGCCCCGUUCUGGCCUCACAGAAGGCAGCUACACACAGAAAAAGGUAGUGAUGAUCCCAGAUGGAGUUCUGGUAGUUAGCUGAACUUGUCGGGGGUUGAGGGGGGAGGGGUUCUUUUCUCCUCCCAGACUUUCCCCUCUCCCUCCCCCAAGCUCCAGACUUCUCUCUCACAAGCUGCCAACAGGAGGUGCAGGGCCCUAAGAUAUCUCAACUUUCCCAGAAUCUCUACUGCCAAAAUCCUGGAUUCUGCUCAGUCAUCAAAUCUUAAUGAUUCUGAGGAUGCUUGUAGAUUAACUAGGCUGCUUACCUCUUCAGGAUGUGGGGUAGGGGGACCAGGACCUAGUGCCUAGAAACCUUUUUUCUUUCUUGGUCUGGAUGAUCAGGAAGACUUCUGCAUACGCCCAACAAAAAGUGCCUGGUCUCCACUGCACAGAAGUCACCUCUGUCUGGUCCCCAGUACAGAACCAAGUAUCUAGACUUCUUAGUCCCUCAGGUAGCAUCUGUUCGGAAGAGAGCUGCUCUAUCCCAGAUCCCUCUCAAUAGUGUAAAGUGGGAAGGAAGGGGCUUUUUUUCUGAAAAGGACCCUGCGAGACCCCCACAUCCUUGGCUGUUGCUACUACCCAUUUGAAGGUGUAAACCUGCCUGCGUGUUGGGAAAGAAAACCACCCAGAAUGGGUAUCUGGAAGCCAAAUCUCCCCCCUCUCUCAGGGUUAUUGUGAGGAAAGGGCUUUGCAUGAGAUGCUGUAACAUGGUGAACACAAUCAUUUCCUAGGACUGAAAUGGGACCAAUGGUUUUUCCUGCCUAUCUUAGCACCUACAGAUUACUGUUUCCCUAAACUGGGGAGAGUGCUAUUACUCAGACUGUCAUCCGCUGUAGAAUUCCCCUUUUUUAUGAGAGCACAAGUUGAAUUUUUGUCAGCUCACAGCCACAGGAGCAGAACCAUAGCUUGCUUUCUUCUUCUGUUGAUUUCUCAGCCCCUCAACUUUUUCUUUUCAACCCCUACACUGCUGCCAAGUUAGAGUUUACUGUGUAGCUAAUUGCAUUUGGGCUGAAGAAAGGGCUUUGGUUAAAAAUGUAUGCCUUGGCUACAGGACUUGGGGGGGGAGGCAGUAGGGGCGUUCCUGGUCGCCUGGGACAGUGAAGAAGGAGGUUUAUGGUUCUCUUGUAAAAGAGGGGGAACUCCUGGUAUCUGUCAUGACUUUUGUGGAGGAUGAUUUCAGCUUCUUGCUGCUGUUCCCUUAGUUUUGGCCUGGUCUCUUACUCUAUUUCCCUUGACAUCAUGUCUUGAAUUUCCCAUGCUGAACAGAAGUUAAAGCCAGUUUUUAACUCUCCCUCCUGCCCCCCAAAAAACCCCAGUUUCUACUAUUUCAGUGGCACCUCAGGUUUAGAAACUGAGUUACCCUUGUCUCUGACCACUUUCUUGCUUCCCAAAUCCAAUCAAAUGCUAACCCUUCAGCAUCUUUCAGAAUCUCCUCCAUUCCUUUUGGCUCCUGGCACCCCUGCCCCUCUACAGACUUUUUGAUCACCUCAAGCCUGGAUUACAGUAAUCACCUCUUAACUGGGACUCUGCUUCCCUUCUCUUCCCCCUGGGACACAUCCUACACAUCACUAGAUUUAUCUUGCUCCAGUCCAUCUGAUAUCAUUCCCCUUGAUACUCCCCAUACUCUUCAGGUUGCCUGCUGAAUCAAUCCCAGAUUCAGCCUGCCAUUCAAGGCCUUCCAUUUUUCCAGGCUUUUCCUACUAGACUCAAUCUAUUCCCAGCACUGUUCCUUUACUGAUGUUAUUUGACCCUGCCUGGAAGUCCCCCUGAUGUGUGCCACCCACUGUCUCCAUCCAUCAAAAUCUUAACCAUCCUGGAAGGCCCCGAUUAAAGGCUACCUCUUUUCCCCAGGUAACAAGACCCCCUUACCCUCCCUUUACUUAGUGGCAUUGUGUAUUCAAACUUAUCAGGUGGUGGUGGUCUUGCAUGGAUAGCUUUACCCUUUGCAAGGACCCCCAUCUCAUUUAGCUUUACCCUGGGGCCUACCACAGUGCCACACAUUGGUAGGUUCUCAGUGUGUAUUAAAUGAAUGCAAUAUACAGAUCUAAAAGGAAUUGGGAAAAUUUCAUUUCACUUGGGCCUUGGGAAGAGCAGGUGAGAAGAGUAAGGCCUUUUUCUUUCCAUCAGCAUGGUGUUUACCCAUUAGAAACUAUUGGGUAACUGCUUAAUUAGGUAAACCCCAACCUUCUUAAAUGUCCUUCCCUGUGGCACCUCCCCCACCCCCUAGAGUGAGGAGAACCUGUUCUAAUCUCUUCCUUGUUUAUAAAUGACCAAAGAGCAGGGGGAGGGGCUGCUGGGGCCAAGUGCAGCCAGCCAGGCCAGCGGGGGAGGUUUGCUGUUCUGGAAGCAAACAGCCCGAAAUGGGCACUGGCUUCUGAUGGAAUUUCAUCUCCAACCAGCUCUGACAGGCCAGGCCAGUUUGGGUUUCAAGUCAUAGUUAACGUGACCCAGGGAAGCCUGGGAUGCCUUGUCCUAGCGUCAUAUGGAGGCCUGAGAAACAUGGUUAAGAUUCUGUGGGUUUGCCUCAUUGUCUCCCAGGUGUCUGAACUGUCUAAUCUUGGCGAUCUGCUGAGAUGGCUUCUUGAAUGGCCAGGGUUUGCGUGUUAUAGUGUAUUUAAAAUAGAAACUGGAAAUUUGGGCAUUCUCUACUCUGAAGAGGUAGAGAUGGAGAUUCAUUCCAAGACUGUUGAGGGUUUUUUGUUGUAUUUUUUUUUCAUUUUUGUGAAACUGCCAUCCCCCAAAAAGAUCUGCCCUGAAUCUGGGGGACAGCAGAGAUGCUCCCAGUCCCGUAGCAGUCUUGUCUGUUGGUCCCUCAAGGGCAGGAAGUUGAGAUCCAGCAUGUAUUCUGGAUUGCCAAUGCAAGUGGGAGGGAAGAAAGCUCUUAAUUCAUAUUGAAUUCAAUUAUUUUAUUUCCAAAAUUACUUCAGAGAUGACAGUGUUGGGUGGGCACCUUUGGGGUCCCCUUUUCUCUCUCUUCUGUCACUUUCUCUGUCUCCUGUAGCUCCUCAGUCACUUUUCUCCUCAGGAGAACACGGGGAACCAUUCUUUUUUUGACUUGACCUACCCAGAUAAGGCCAAGGCAGUUUGGAAUGUGAGGCCUUGAGAGAACUUUGUAUACUUUAGUCAUGUUUUGAUAUUUUACCUUUCAUCUAUUUAUGGAUUUAUAAACUUUAUUAAUAAAAAUGUUUAUUUUUAAAAAGA